This is a messenger RNA of Erpetoichthys calabaricus (reedfish), 3122 nucleotides long. It is a transcript of the gene nom1, whose product is annotated as nucleolar protein with MIF4G domain 1. The record is from RefSeq and is a predicted model, not a curated record. Gene Ontology annotation, cellular component: nucleolus. The transcript has 11 exons. Bases 40 to 2691 code for a protein of 883 amino acids. Gene Ontology annotation, biological process: ribosomal small subunit biogenesis. Lineage: Eukaryota; Metazoa; Chordata; Cladistia; Polypteriformes; Polypteridae. Gene Ontology annotation, molecular function: RNA binding; protein binding.
UUCCUGUUGUUACAAACAUGGCCGCGCCCUUCGAGCUGCAUGCUUUUAGGCACUGGUGAAAUCUGUAGUGAAUGUUUUACUUAUGUACAAACUGGAAUUUUUCUUCUGCGUUGUUACGUGAAGAUCGGGGCUGCCAUGAAAAGAAAAUUUCAGCACAAUCGGAAGGGAAAGAAACAUGUUGAUGUUCUGCGAAAGCUUACCGAGUCAGUGGAGGAGUUUGUAAGAAAAGAAGGAAAAUCUGGAGGUGUCGGGGAUGAGGAGAAAACUUUCAAGGGAAUCUCCAUGUUCAGUGUCAAGAAGAAAAGCAGGAAAGAGUUAAGACGAGAGAAAAGAAAAGCAAAAAAGAUAAAAAGGAAAACUUACUGCGAAGGUAAGCGCACGGGAAGCAUUAAAGCGGUGGAGACGGAGUUGAAAAAGCGAGGAAAGGCGAGAUCGCCACAACGAAAAGAAUUCAAUGAGGUGGAAAAGAGCAUUCCGACAUCAUCCGAGUUGAUUCGCAGCAAAGUUAAAGGUAAAGCGGUAGAGAAGGGUCAGAAGAAAAGCACGAAAUUGGAGAGUAGUAAGAGGGAUGAGCAGCUGAAGACGAAGAAGAAAAGUGGAGGGCGAUUACUCGAAACGAGGAGGCUGGCGCUCCUGGAAGCUAAUGCUGAAGAGGACAGGGAAAUUAAAAGGCUGGAAAAACAGCUAAGACUGAACAAGCGCAAGAACAAAAAGAGUCUGCCCCAGUCUUUUGUGGCAGAUGGUCUGGACUACGUCUUGGGGAUCCUAGAACCGGGGGCUGCCGGUUCGGGGCUGUACGAGAGCGAUGAGGAAACUGAGGCGAUCGGUGGGACACUGAAUGAACUUGUGGGUGACGGCUAUGACCAGAAAGAGUCUGAGGAAUCGGAAAUGAAAUCUGACCCUGAAGAUUCAGAACUGUCAGAGAAUGAGGAGACGGGGGAAUCUGAUGUUGACGGAUGGGAAGAAUUUAAGCAGGAAGAUUCAGCUCCAUCAGUAGAAGAGCAGAACAUUCUAACGACAACAUGUGAACAGGAAGAAAGCAAGGGCUUUCCCAGUGCCCAAGGAGAAAGUGAAGAUAUCGAAAUGAAUUCAGGACAGGAAGGCACAACUGAAAAAUACAUUCCUCCUCAUCUGCAGAGGUCAGCUGAGACAGUUGAUUCUAAAAGAAGAGAAGAGCUUGAUAGACUUAAGAGAAGUGUGAAAGGUCUGAUAAACAGAUUGAGCGAAGCCAAUAUUGUUUCUAUCAGCAGUCAAUUUGAGGAGCUUUACAUGGCACACAGUCGAAAAGACAUGAAUGACACGCUAACAGAUGUUCUGUUGGUGAGCUGUGUAAUUCCUAGUUUGAUGCCUGCCCGUUUGCUGAUGGAGCAUGUACUACUUAUAAGUAUUCUUCAUCACACUGUUGGAAUGGAGGUUGGUGCACAUUUUUUAGAAACUAUUGUCCGCAAAUUUGAUGUUUUUCAUCUGAGUUCCAGUGAAGGAAAAGAAAGUGACAAUCUUCUUGCCAUGAUAGCACAUAUGUACAAUUUUAAUAUUGUGCACUGUGUGUUAAUGUUUGACAUUCUUAAGAAACUUCUGAAGACUUUCACAGAGAAGGAUAUAGAACUGAUUUUGUUCUUGCUAAAAAAUGUUGGAUUUUCAUUGAGGAAAGAUGAUCCAUUAGCCCUUAAGGAGGUAAUUUCUGAAAUCCAGUGCAAAGCAGGAAGUUUGGCACCCAGAAUGCAAGAACAGCCAAGGGUGCGCUUUAUGCUGGAGACACUGCUUGCGCUGAAGAACAAUGACAUGAGGAAAAUUCCAGGCUAUGAUCCAGAGCCAGUGGAUAGACUGCGGAAGUUACAGAGGACAUUGAUUCACAAUAAUGCAAGUGGAAGUGAUGUUUGUUUGCGAGUAACACUUGACAGCCUACUGACUGCUGACCAAGUGGGCCGUUGGUGGAUCGUAGGGUCAUCGUGGAGUGGGGCCCCAAUGUUAAAUGCAUCUGAUAUUAAAGACAAAGAGAUUAAAUCCGUCGGAAAGGCAAGUGCAAAAAUUCUAGAGCUUGCCCGCAAACAGAGAAUGAACACUGAUAUCAGAAGAAAUAUUUUCUGUGUCCUGAUGACUAGUGAGGAUUUUCUAGAUGCUUUUGAAAAGCUUUUAAGACUUGGAUUGAAAGAACACCAGCAAAGAGAAAUUGUACAUGUCCUUGUGGACUGUUGUUUGCAAGAGAAGUCAUUCAACCCUUAUUAUGCUGUGCUGGCAGAGAAGUUUUGCGGCUAUGAUCGACAGUUUCAGAUGACAAUUCAGUUCACCAUGUGGGACAAAUUUCGUGAUCUGACCAAUCUAUCAAGUCCUGCCUUUUCUAAUCUAGUCAAUCUUUUGGUUCACUUCCUGAAAAAGGCGUCCCUUUCCUUGUCAGUACUGAAGAUUAUAGAGUUCAGUGAACUCGAUAAGGUGAAAGUCCGUUUCCUCCGCCAGGUGUUGAGUAAACUUCUUACUGAAAGUGAACCAGAAGACCUGAUCAGUAUAUUUGGAAGAAUAUCUGGAAUUGCCAAACUUACAAUGUUACGAGAAGGCUUGAAGCUUUUUAUCAGUCACUUUCUAUUGAAAAAUAUGCAGAUCCUGGGAACAGCUGAACAGGCAAAUCUAUUAAGAGAAAGGGCAACUUUGGCAGAAAAAGCCCUGGAAGCCAAGUAUGCCAAACUGAAGCUUUAAGGGGCAAUUGUUUCUACCGUCACAACGAAAAUUCCGUCAAUUUGGACUCUUUGAGUUUUGUAGGUUUAAGUAACUGAUGUGUAUAUUAUACCUUGUGUGACAUAAUAAUUAUGUGAAAGAUUUAUGUGUCUUAAAUUAAAAAAUGCCUAAGGAAGGACAACUUUGUAACUCUUUUGAAUCUACAUUUUGAGUUAUUUUCCAGGUAUGUUCAUAUUUUGCAAGACAAAAUGGGAAAAAAAUGGAAAUUCUUAAAUGUAUAAAUUGGAAUUAUCAAACUGCUUAAAAAUGCAUGGUUUGAAAAUGUUUAUAUUGCUUUAAAAGUUAUAUCAUUAGAGAUUCUAAUAUUUAUGUAAAUAUAUCUUGCAUUUUCUGUAACAUGUAAAACAAAUUACAGUUGGCGAGUAAUAUAGGCAGAACUGUAAGCUUGCUGU